Aegilops tauschii subsp. strangulata is the source of this 1491-nucleotide messenger RNA. RefSeq lists its product as uncharacterized. The record is from RefSeq and is a predicted model, not a curated record. Gene Ontology annotation, biological process: positive regulation of ATP-dependent activity; protein folding. Gene Ontology annotation, molecular function: protein-folding chaperone binding; ATPase activator activity. Lineage: Eukaryota; Viridiplantae; Streptophyta; Magnoliopsida; Poales; Poaceae. Gene Ontology annotation, cellular component: cytosol.
AAUUCUUCCCCAAUUCUUAAAAGCUCCCCGUCUCUAGACAUCGUACGCUCAGACGACGCGCAGAUCCGAGGAAAGAAAAGCAAAUCGUGCCCAACCAAACCCUAGCCCCCUCCCCAGCCCAUGGCGAAGUUCGGCGAGGGCGACGCACGCUGGAUCGUGCAGGAGCGCGCCGACGGUGCCAACGUCCACAACUGGCACUGGGCGGAGCGCGACUGUCUCGACUGGUCUCGCGCGCUUCUCUCCAAGCUCCUCGCGGGCCUCCCCGUCCUCUCCGGAGAGGGCGGCCUCACCCUCCGCACCACCACCCUCGACAAGCUUGAUGGCGAGGCCUACGUCAACAUCCGCAAGGGCAAGGUCAUCCCAGGGUACGAGCUUUCCCUCACGCUCGCCUGGGAGGCCGAUGCCACAACCGAGUCGGGGCUCGUCAAGGUCACCGGCACCGCUGAGGUACCCUACCUCGCUGACGAGAACGCCGACGAGGACCCCGAACUCCGCAUCACUGUUCGCGGUGACGACGGCCCCCUCGCGCGCCGGGCCAAGGAUGCUUUCAUCGCCCAUGGCAAGCCUCUGGUCAUUGCCAAGAUCCGGGAUUAUGUCGCCGCCAUGGCGAAUGGUGGCCCCGCCAAGGACGAGAUAGAUUCUAAGAAGAUUUCCACCAAGGCCGCCCCAGCGGCUGUUGCUCCUGCUCCUUCAGUGAAGGUGACAGCAGCGCCAGUGCAGGCGCCAGCAGCUAAGGAGAAGAAGGCGAAUGGCAAGGAUAAGGAAGGAUUCAAGACUAUCGAGAUGACAGAGAAGUUCAACUGCCGCUCCAAGGACAUCUAUGAGAUCUUGAUGGAUGACAACAGGUGGAAGGGUUUCACACAGAGCAACGCGAGGAUCAGCAAGGAUGUUGGUGGGCAGUUUAGCCUCUUUGAUGGGUCCAUCACAGGUGUUAAUGAGGAGCUGCAGGAAGGGAAGCUGAUCGUGCAGAAAUGGCGGUUUGGGAGCUGGGCUGAUGGUGUCCAUUCUACAGUCAGGUUGGUGUUUGAUGAGCCUGAGUCAGGAGUGACAAUAAUAAAGCUCAAACAAACUGAUGUGCCAGAGGAAGACAGGUAUGGGAACUCAACCGUGGUGGAGAACACCGAGAAAGGCUGGAAAGAGCUCAUCUUCCAGAGGAUACGUGCAGUGUUCGGUUUUGGGGUCUGAAAAAGCAUCUUUGAGAUCCAUCUUCAAUGAAGUCGAUCCUGCCUUUUCAUGGCUAUCCAUGUUUUGCUGUCUUAGUUUAUUCGAUGCUGAUAGACACACAAAACUUAGUGAACUUCCGGGAAUUGAAAAAUACGUGUUACCUUGUAUUCAUCACGCUGGGUUGUGCUUUGAAGUCGUCACUCAUGAAAGUUUGAGCUUGUGACUCAUGUAGAGGCCGGCGAAAGAUGGUCGCUGAGUGACUAUUAUUUUUGUUCCUUGCGUCUGUAUGACAUGGUACCAGAUAAAUGGUAUUGAAGGUUCUAGUUC